Messenger RNA from Lagenorhynchus albirostris (white-beaked dolphin), 4117 nucleotides. RefSeq names its product RAD51 paralog C (gene RAD51C). Gene Ontology annotation, biological process: reciprocal meiotic recombination; meiotic DNA recombinase assembly; DNA repair. Gene Ontology annotation, cellular component: replication fork; Rad51C-XRCC3 complex; Rad51B-Rad51C-Rad51D-XRCC2 complex. Gene Ontology annotation, molecular function: ATP-dependent DNA damage sensor activity; four-way junction DNA binding; crossover junction DNA endonuclease activity. Bases 22 to 1137 code for a protein of 371 amino acids. The transcript is spliced from 9 exons. Lineage: Eukaryota; Metazoa; Chordata; Mammalia; Artiodactyla; Delphinidae. The record is from RefSeq and is a predicted model, not a curated record.
GCGUAGGUGUUCGGCUUUGAAAUGCAGCGGGAUUUAGUGAGUUUGCCCCUAUCCCCAGCGGUGAGGGUGAAGCUGGUGUCUGCAGGUUUCCAGACUGCUGAGGAACUCCUAGAGGUGAAACCCUCCGAGCUCAGCAAAGAAGUUGGGAUAUCUAAAGAGGAAGCCUUAGAAACUCUGCAAAUUAUAAGAAGAGAAUGUCUCACAAAUAAAACAAGUUAUUCUGGUACAGCUGAGUCAGGCAAGAAGUGCACAGCACUGGAACUUCUUGAGCAGGAGCAUACCCAGAGUUUCAUAAUUACCUUCUGUUCAGCACUAGAUAAUAUUCUUGGGGGUGGCAUACCCUUAACCAAAACAACAGAAAUUUGUGGUGCGCCAGGUGUUGGAAAAACACAAUUAUGUAUGCAGUUGGCAGUAGAUGUGCAGAUACCAGAAUGUUUUGGAGGAGUGGAAGGUGAAGCAGUUUUUAUUGAUACAGAGGGGAGUUUUAUGGUUGAUAGAGUGGUAGACCUUGCUAAUGCCUGCAUUCAGCACCUGCAGCUUAUAGCAGGAACACAUAUGGGAGAAGAGCACCCAAAAGCUUUGCAGGAUUUCACUCUUGAAAAUAUUCUUUCCCAUAUUUAUUAUUUUCGUUGUCGUGACUACACAGAGCUACUGGCACAAGUUUAUCUGCUUCCAGACUUCCUUUCAGAACACUCAAAGGUUCGAUUAGUGAUAGUGGAUGGUAUUGCUUUUCCUUUUCGUCAUGACCUAGAUGACCUAUCUCUUCGUACUCGGUUACUAAAUGGCCUAGCGCAGCAAAUGAUCAGCCUUGCAAAUAACCACAGAUUAGCUGUAAUUUUAACCAAUCAGAUGACAACAAAGAUUGAUAAAAAUCAGGCCUUGCUGGUUCCUGCACUGGGGGAAAGUUGGGGGCAUGCUGCUACAAUACGACUAAUCUUUCAUUGGGACCAGAAGCGAAGGUUGGCAACAUUGUACAAAUCACCAAGCCAGAAGGAUGCUACAGUACUAUUUCAAAUCACACCUCAGGGAUUUAGAGAUGCUGUUGUUGCUACUGCAUGUUCAUUGCAAACAGAAGGUUCAUUGAAUAUCCGGAAGCGGUCACGGGACUCAGAGGAAGAAAAGGAAUCCAAAGACUAGUCUCAGAGUAUACAUAUGUAUUGAUGCUGUGAGAGAUGCAGUGCUUACAAGUAGUGGACUCGUUACUUUAGAAUAUAAACACUAUGGCGUGAAUGAAUCCAGUCUAUAUUAAGUGAAUGGUGAAUGAAUGGAUCAGGUCUAUAUUAAGUGAAAACACUUAACAAAUAGGAUUCUCUGAAAGUUUUUCUAAACUAAGCAGUGUUCUACAGUUGUAUUUAACCCUGUUUUCAUUUUCAAUAACAUUCAGUAGAGAUGAUACAGUUAUUGUAUUUUGCAAAUGUGGAAAGCUGAUCGCUUGUGGCCAAUCUGAAUUUAAUUUUCAGACUGUUUUCUCCUCCUUUCUUUGCCAAUUGCCUAGACAUUUCUAGGAAGAAAAGAUUUUUUUCACAUUCCUAUUGUGCUCUCCUCUUUAAAUGUAGCUUUGAUAAUUCUUAAAAAUGACAUGUUUCUAUUAUGAAGAAAAGGCAGCACCAUGAGUCAGCAUAUCAUUACAUUCAGUUUAUGAGUAGGAUACACAUUUUGGAUGACCAGUCUGAUUUUAGUGACCCCAAUCCUAAAAUCUAAGUCAUUUGUUCAUUUUUUAAUGUUAUUUUGUAACAUUAAAGGAAGGACUUUAGAGUUGUUAUCCCAUCUAGAACAUUGACUGGAACAUAUAUCUAUGUUGUCAAGUUGAUAAGCUCACAGUCAUUUAUUUCUAUAUUUUUGAAACAUGGUGUGAUCCAGUUCUAGGUGUAUUGACAUUUUUCCUUUGAAUAAUCUUAAUACUGCUUGAAUAAAUUAAAAAUUUGGAUUGUUGAGUGGUUUCAAAAUUUAAAAAUGUUUUGGUACCUGGUUCUUAGUGCUUCUUAAUUCAUUUACAAAAUUUACUUUAACUCCCAGUGGAAGAAAAUUAUUUAAGUAAUUGAAUAUUGUAUACCGUGACAACCAUAUUUUCCAGACUUCAGUGACAGUUGGUAUUUCCUGUCCCAGACUGAACACUAAAUUCAUAAAAUUUUAAAAAUGUAAUUAUUCUGUAAUUGAUUAUACAUAGACUAACCAUAGUUGGCAAGGACUUUUUAAAGAAUGAAAAUAGGCACUGCUAACAAUUAUACCAGGACAUAAAUCAGGACUGUCCCAGGCAAAUCAGGCUUAUGGUCAUCCUAAUUAUGUAAGACUAAUUUCAAAUGACUACUUUAGUAUAGGAUAACUAAUUGUAACACUCUUAUUUUUGAGCGCUUUAAGGCAUAUGGUUUUUUUUUUCUUUUGUGGUACGUGGGCCUCUCACUGUUGUGGCCUUUCCCGUUGCGGAGCACAGGCUCCAGACAUGCAGGCUCAGCGGCCAUGGCUCACGGGCCCAGCCGCUCCGCGGCAUGUGGGAUCUUCCUGGGCCGGGGCAUGAACCCGCGUCCCCUGCAUCGGCAGGUGGGCUCUCAACCACUGUGCCACCAGGGAAGCCCCAUAUGUUUUUAUUAUAAUUAAUGCAGUCAUUAUAAAAAAUUACCUGUCAUUUUAUAUUCUGUCUACUCAAAUCAUAACGUCAAGAGAGUAAGGGGGUUGUUAAGUGAUAAAUAUCAGUGUUACCAGGCAUCAGAUACUGUUAAGAGGUCAUUUUAUAAAGCAUUAUAACACUGUACUUUAAAAGAACUAUGAGACCCCAAAAUGGAUUAAAGACCUAAAUGUAAGGCCAGACACUGUCAAACUCUUAGAGGAAAACAUAGGCAGAACACUCUGACAUAAAUCACAACAAGAUCCUUUUUGACUCACCUCCUAGAGAAAUGGAAAUAAAAAUAAACAAAUGGGACCUAAUGAAACUUAAAAGCUUUUGCACAGCAAAGGAAACCAUAAACAAGACAAAAAGACAACCCUCAGAAUGGGAGAAAAUAUUUGCAAAUGAAGCAACUGACAAAGGAGUAAUCUCCAAAAUUUACAAGCAGCUCAUGCAGCUCAAUAACAAAAAAACAAACAACCCAAUCCAAAAAUGGGCAGAAGACCUAAAUAAACAUUUCUCCAAAGAAGAUAUACAGAUUGCCAACAAACACAUGAAAGAAUGCUCAACAUCAUUAAUCAUUAGAGAAAUGCAAAUCAAAACUACAAUGAGAUAUCAUCUCACACCAGUCAGAAUGGCCAUCAUCAAAAAAUCUACAAACAAUAAAUGCUGGAGAGGGUGUGGAGAAAAGGGAGCCCUCUUGCACUGUUGGUGGGAAUGUAAAUUGAUAACAGCUACUAUGGAGAACUGUAUGGAGAUUCCUUAAAAAACUAAAAACAGAACUACCAUACGACCCAGCAAUCCCACUACUGGGCAUAUACUCUGAGAAAACCAUAAUUCAAAAAGAGUCAUGUACCAAAAUGUUCAUUGCAGCUCUAUUUACAAUAGCCAGUACAUGGAAGCAACCUAAAUGUCCAUCAACAGAUGAAUGGAUAAAGAAGAUAUGGCAUAUAUAUACAAUGGAAUAUUACUCAGCCAUAAAAAGAAGCGAAAUUGAGUUAUUUGUAGUGAGGUGGAUGGACCUAGAGUCUCAUACAGAGUGAAGUAAGUCAGAAAUACCGUAUGCUAACACAUAUAUAUGGAAUCUAAGAAAAAAAAAUGGUCAUGGAGAACUGAGGGGCAAGACGUGAAUAAAGACAGACCUACUAGAGAAUGGACUUGAGGAUAUGGGGAGGGGGAAGGGUAAGCUGGGACAAAGUGAGAGAGUGGCAUGGACAUAUAUACACUACCAAACGUAAAAUAGAUAGCUAGUUGGAAGCAGCUGCAUAGCACAGGGAGAUCAGCUGGGUGCUUUGUGACCACCUAGAGGGGUGGGAGGGAGGGAGACACGAGGGAAGAGAUAUGGGAACAUAUGUAUACGUAUAACUGAUUCACUUUGUUAUAAAGCAGAGACCAUUGUAAGGCAAUUAUAUUCUAAUACAGAUGUUAAAAAAAAAUGAAACCCUGAAUAUUGACAAAGCCAAGUGUAUUUCUUUUUGUUUGCAACUCUUUUUAAAUAAAAUUUUCAUAUAGCCU